AUGGAGCACCUCCAAUCCAACCUAGAUCAAAGCGGAGCAACAGACAGGAAAUGGGGAUGGAGCCUCUCCAAUCCAACCCUUCUAGGAGCCUCGGGCGGGAACAAGGCUGCGGGUCCCGGGGUCCAGACUGUCCUGGUUCUCUGGCCCGGGGUUGACAGACAGAGACACAUCCGGGCAGGAUGGUCCUCGCUUGUAGUCACUGGAGAAGGGGAGACGGCAAGCGAGCCUGGCAACCCGAAUCCCGCACGGCCCCGCACACGCCACGUCAGGCAGUACCUAGAUCGUAGCGUCGCUGGCCGCGGCACUCAGGAGGCGUCACCCAGGCUCCCAGCUUCCUCUGAGGCUGCAGAGCUGGCGAGCCAGGGGGAAUCACAGAGUCGCGACAGUCUGACCUACACGUCUCCGUCAACAUCUUCAGAGGUGUAUAAGAUAAAGUUUAUAUUUCCAAAUGGCGACAAAUAUGAUGGUGACUGCACAAGAACAUCGUCUGGGAUCUAUGAGAGGAAUGGGACAGGCAUCCACACUACGCCUAAUGGGAUUAUCUACACAGGAAGCUGGAAAGAUGACAAGAUGAAUGGCUUUGGAAGACUUGAGCAUUUUUCAGGAGCUGUGUAUGAAGGACAAUUUAAGAACAACAUGUUUCAUGGACUGGGGACUUACACAUUCCCAACUGGGGCAAAGUACACCGGGAAUUUCAAUGAAAAUAGGGUAGAAGGUGAGGGAGAGUACACUGAUAUUCAAGGCCUUCAGUGGAGUGGGACCUUCCACUUCACAGCUGCUCCCGGCCUGAGACUAAAGCUCUACAUGUAGACAUGCUGCAUUAAUGCCAAGAUGUGGCCAUUGCAACUUCCCUGCAGGCAAAGCAACUAACCCUUCAACUGAAAUGGCUUGUACCCCUCUGUAAGU
Phodopus roborovskii (desert hamster) is the source of this 906-nucleotide messenger RNA. RefSeq names its product MORN repeat containing 2 (gene Morn2). The transcript is spliced from 6 exons. Lineage: Eukaryota; Metazoa; Chordata; Mammalia; Rodentia; Cricetidae. The record is from RefSeq and is a predicted model, not a curated record. The coding region runs from base 1 to 810 and encodes 269 amino acids.